Messenger RNA from Mollisia scopiformis, 1522 nucleotides. RefSeq lists its product as uncharacterized. Bases 501 to 1247 code for a protein of 248 amino acids. The transcript has 2 exons. NCBI's taxonomy places the organism in Eukaryota, Fungi, Ascomycota, Leotiomycetes, Helotiales, Mollisiaceae. The record is from RefSeq and is a predicted model, not a curated record.
AGUAGCCCAAUGUACAACAGCAUUGCUCUGUAUGUUCAAAAUGAUAUCAAGAACUGGGCGAAAUAUUGGAUACUCGGCGGCUGAACUUACUUCGGAUGUAUUAUCCAGCCCACAAUCGAGCAAGAAAUGGCAGGAAGGAUGAAUGGCCAGCGCUUGUUGAGCCUUCCGCUUGCAAUGUCAACAACCAAGGACGAGUGCCUGAUAAGAGCUUUCGGUAUCUCAAGCAUAGCCUUGGCCUAGGAUUGCCGCGCUUGCAUGCUCCCGUGGCCCACAUUUGGCUGGCAUCCCACUUUUGUAUAUCUUCAACAACUUCGGUUCCAACCAGAAUUACAAGUGACUUUCGAAUAAUCCAUAAAUAUCAUGCAAUGAUUUGCACUAUCCGUUUAGCGCCGCAUUGUUCGGAUUCGAAUCCGAACCCGUUGUAGUUGAACCUCACCUUCAUUUCUGAUGGUUCGAGCUUUGCCAGCAACAAGUUUCAGCAUUCAGACUUUCAUGCAAACAUGGUCGGACACUUAGCGAAUCGUGCCCAGUUCGGGCUUAUCCUGCCUUCUACAAACACCAGUGUGGAAGCUGAGUUCAAUCGAAUGCUCGUACCCGGCGUCUCAUGGCACAGCGGUCGAAUAUUUGCCGCAAACCCAGAUCUGAGCAGCAGCGAAGCAAUGGUCUCCUUCCUCGAAGAACUUCGAGUCCAAAUCAAAACAGCAGUCCAGUCCGUCUGCCACGCCAAAGUUGACUACCUCGUGAUGGGGAUGUCUGCCGAGACAUUUUGGGGUGGCAAAGAUGGCGCAGCGGAAUUUGUGAAAUUCAUGGGAGAACUAUCUGGCGGGUUAGGCAUCACGACUGGAGCUGCUGCUUGCGAAGCUGUCAUAAAAGCUUAUGGUGUGAAGAAGAUUGGGAUUAUUACGCCGUAUCAGCCAGUUGGCGAUCAACAGGUCGUCGAUUUCUUUGAGCAGAUUGGAUGUGAGGUUAAAGCUAUUCAUGGGCUGAAAUGUGCGACUGCAACUAGUAUUGCAGAUGUGACUGGGGAAGAGAUCAAAGAUUCGUUCAGAAAAGUGGAUUCUGAGGAUGUAGAGCUGUUGAUUCAGGCCGGGACGAAUUUGCUUGCUGGGAAGGCAGCUGCUGAGCUGGAGAAAGAGUUGGGAAAGCCGGUGAUUGCUAUCAACACAGCAACUGUCUGGCAUGCUUAUAGGAAUAACGGGAUUAUGGAUAAGUUUGAGGGAUGGGGAAGUCUAUUGAGUGAGCAUUAGGUGGUAAAUCAUGUAUCAGGUAUCGCGCAUAUCACGCGGAUUGCGCGGAUUGGUCGUGCCGUUUGGCCCGUGAUUCUUCAAUAGCAAGUGCUCGAUGUACCCAGGUCGGCAUGCCCUCCUCACUAUGGAACUUUACAAAAUCCAUAACAUGGAACCAAGAGCUGUUCUUGAUGUGUCGUUUUAGCUUAUCUCCCAACUCACACCUGAUGUGAAAUAACAAGUCAUCAACCCCUCCACAGACGCAUUCUCCUUCAAAAACUUCUUGUACUCCAAAU